CCGGCUUGGACAAGAGUUUCUACGAGAAGUUGAUGGACAUCGUGAAAAACCCGGGAAGCUAUGGGCCGAAACAAGCCUUACAAGCGAGCAGUCUGAAGCGCGCCGCGCAGGCGGAGCGAGAGCGGCAACUGCUGCUUUUGGCAGAACAGGACGACGAUGAACAGGACUUAGCCAAGGGUUUAGACGAACAAUCGCCAGCGAAGAGAGCAAGGCCGAACGAGACGGUGGGAGGCAGCAGCAGCAGUACAGGAGGCCAGGGAGAUGCAGCUUCUAGUGGAGACGGGAUGGUCCGCGAAGUCGACCAUCGCAUCGACGCUGAUGCCGACAAAGCCGAGCUCGAAAAACUGAAUGCCAAGUUAAAGGGUAAAGCUGCCAACGAGAAGCAGCGGCGACAGGACAAGGCUGGGCAGGGCGGUCGAGGUAAUUUCCGAAAAGAAGGCGAAGCUGACGAUGGUCGCGGCCCAAUAGGCGCUGGAAGUAUGGGUAAUAUCAUUUUCGGCAGCGAAGAAGAGCGGCGCGACGCGAUUAAUCAAUUGAAGCAAGCGGGCAGACACAAAUACUUGGCCGAGCGUGAGGACCGCCAGUUGGAGCUCACCAAGCGGCUUCUAACCGCGCAGAAAGAACUGAUGCAGUACGAGAAACUAACUGUGGAGGAACAGAGAAAGAUGGCGAUCCAGGAAGAGAUGUACCAGAAAGCUUUGGAACACAAGAAGCGGCGCGAACGGGGCGUAGAAUACGACGGCUACCAGAUGCCGGACAAUUUGGACAAGGAAACGGGCACGAACAGGCUGGACAAGUUGCAGCAAACUUUGGGACUGCAGCAGUCGAGACGCGGUGGGGACAAGGAGGAACUCGGUGACCAAGAGCGGUUUGAGCAGGACAAGCUGCGAACCGCGAUGGGCCGGUUCCGCAAGACUAUGGACGAAGAAGAAAAAAGGGGCUACGAGCUUAUCAUGGAGAAUCAGGUAGAAUUCGAGAUGCUCGAGACGCAUGGAGGGAAUUUCAAGGCUAAAGACGGAACUGCAUCGACGGUCACGGCCGCAUCGGGCUCGUCUUACGCACACUCCGGCCAGCAGGGUGCUUCGUCCCUCGCUGCUCUUACAACCGCAGAAGGUGACAACGCGCGCUUUGAUCGUAGUCGCGAUGAGCGCGUGGCGCUAGCGAGAGCAGAGCAGCAACGGAAACGCGACAAGCUAAUGGCUGGCCGAAUGCAGUUACCCGUUUACCAGUGGAAAGUUAAGAUGAAAAUCUCGCACAAGAUUUGAACUCCAACCGUAUGUCUUUAAUUGUCUUCAUUGGUCGUGUACGAUUUUCGAUGCGUCGUGUUUAAGGCGAAAUGGCAAUCUUCCUUGACUAGCACUUUGGUAUCAUCUGUACUAGUCGAUGUUUGGAUUGCGCCUCCUCUAAUCCAUAGCAAUUGAUGGACGCGAUAAAAGAGCACCCCGUGAUCGUGCUGCAGGGUGAAACAGGGAGCGGAAAGACGACACAAGUGCCGCAGUACCUAGUAGAAGUCGGCUACGGCGAAUUCGGAAAGAUCGGAUGCACACAGCCCAGACGAGUCGCCGCGAUGAGUGUGGCGGCGCGAGUUGCAGAAGAGUUGGGUGUGAAGCUCGGGCACGAGGUCGGAUACAGCAUCCGAUUCGAGGAUUGUACGAGCGACAAAACCUUGGUCAAGUACAUGACAGAUGGUAUGUUGUUGCGCGACUUCUUGAACGAGCCGGACUUGGGCAGCUACUCUGUGCUCAUCAUCGACGAGGCGCACGAGCGCACGUUGAAUACGGACAUUUUGUUCGGCUUGGCGAAGGACAUUGUGCGCUUCAGGGAAGAUUUCAAGCUGAUCAUCUCUAGUGCCACCUUGGAUGCAGAGAAGUUCUCGAAUUACUUUGACGGAUGUCCCAUUUUCUCGGUCCCCGGUCGUCGCUACCCCGUGAGCAUUCACUACACGAAGGGCCCAGAAGCGAACUACAAGCAAGCUGCGGCGCACACUGUAAUGCAGAUUCACCUCACGCAGCCGGUGGGUGACAUUUUGGUCUUUCUGACCGGUGUGCAGGACAUAGAAGAGAUCGCAGAGUUGAUUACCAAAAAAAUGGUUGCGCUGGGCUCGCGCGCACCGGAACUGAUCAUCAACCAGAUUUAUGCCAACCUGCCGACGGAGCUACAGGCCAAGAUUUUCGAGAAGACACCGGAGGGCGCGAGAAAGGUGGUCUUAGCC
This is a messenger RNA of Amoebophrya sp. A25, 2212 nucleotides long. The record is from the annotation of a GenBank genome assembly. Lineage: Eukaryota; Dinophyceae; Syndiniales; Amoebophryaceae.